UCGUCGUCGAGUGUGAUAGCACUGAGGGAACCGCGAGGAAACUCGCGCUUGUUUUGUCCGAUCCUCUCGCAGUCUCGGUAUUGCAUCCUCGACGAGCUCUUCUCGCCGGAGACUACGAAAAGAGCCUUCCGAACCGACGGCGGAACUCGCGACGCGCAGAGUUCUCAUGGUCUCGAUUAAAUGGUUUUUUUGAAGUUUUUCAUCGCGACAUUUGACACGUGACAUUCGGGGAAAUUCUAAUGAAAAGGCGAGUUCGAAAAUAAAGUGAGACUCGGUGACGUCGAAUUGUUUUUUUCUUCGAUGAAGCUUUCAUUACUCGAUUUCGUUCGGUGCGGAACGUCUGUUUGAAACAAAGAAAAUUUGACAUUUCGACGAAGCCGGACAACGCACGUGAGCGGAAGAGCUCAACAUGCUGAGGGCUGCGAGGAUUAUCGUCGUUUUCAGCGCGACAGUGGUUUCGGCGCUUUGCCUUACCGCGGAAGAGAUCGAAGCCGAGAGAAGCGGAUGGAGCGCCACACCGAACACACAAUACCACAUUCAAACCGACGAGGGACCCGAAAGAUACUUUCGCUUUCAAACACUCAAUGGACAGUACCGGAAAGAAAAAAGACUCGAGGAUGGCACGGUCAUUGGUACCGAAGGAUGGCUCGACCCACUCGGAUAUCUUAGGAUCAAAGAUUACAUCGCUGAUCGCGAAGGCUUCAGGAUACUCAAAUCGAAAAUGGUGUACGUUGGAAAGGAUCGCCCAAUCGAUGACGCAGUAGCGGUAAGCAAAAACGUACCAGCACAGUCCGGAAUUUUGGCGAAACCCAGGAGACCGCCAAAUCCAUUCAGGCAACCAGGAAUCCAGGACGUGUCGAGCAACAGCUUGGAGUCGAACACGAUAAAGCCGUACAGGCUUUACUCGCCGGUAACGAGAAGAUACCGAAUAGGAACGACGACCUCGAGUCCGCGAACGAAUUACUACUCGAGCACGAUUGAUCCCCGGCCGAUAUUGUUGGAGGACAGUUACGCGAAGCCGGCAACGAAUUAUUUGCAGCCGUCGUACGAUUUCCAGGCCCCGUACGAGGCGCCUUAUCGUAAAUCGUUUGCGUACGUGACGGAGCCCUCGGUGGAAAUCGAAGCGCCGAUUUACGAGUCGAACAGGGAUUUGCGAACGAGCCAAUCGCUCGACGUCCAAAUUUCCCCGGAAUCUUCCUACGGUCUUUAUCGACACGACAGAAGAUCCGCGCCGAAAAAUGACCCAGCGAGAGAACCGAUCGCCGCUAAUUCGACCGGAAGUCGACCCUACCGGGGAGCCACCAAUUACUUCACGGCGAAUCGUCGAGGAAAUCAAGCCUUUUCGAAUCCACGAUUAACCAGAAAUCAACAAAUUCACAGUCAGCAAAAUCCACCGAUCUCACGCGCUAACAAACGCUCCGACCUUCUCCAACCCCCUGUUUUGCCAGCUCAAACUCCCGAAUACGAAUUCCCCGCUUACGAUGGACACCACACAAACGCCGAUGGCUUUCAAUAUUACCUCAAAACUCACUACCACGAGGAAGAGAAAAAACCCGACGACGACAAGAGCAUCGGAUCUUUCGGGUACGUCGAUCCCUUCGGCAUCAGAAGAGUCGUUUAUUACAAAGCCGAUUCCCAAAACGGAUUCGUCCACAAACACAACAAUCGAUACGUCGGACACAAUGGAACUCCGUACGAUCCUUUGCCACUCAAUCCUCAGUGAUUCCGCCCUCUCAGCGUCAGUUCUCUUAGAGAAAUACGUUUCAAUUCAAUCAUUGAGAUAAAACUGCAGCAGUGAUUGAACGAGCUCCAAACAGUUUCUUCAGUGCUGAUUGACGACGCCGUUUUCUAUCGUCAAAACGAAGAAAUUUUGUUUGGAUUUGAACAAAAAAGUGUUUCUCCGUCGAUACUUUUCUCGGGACUUGAAAUAUUCAUGUUUUCGGAUAUUUGCGGAGUAAAACAAAAUGAAAUCUUGUUUUGUCAAUUUGAGGAAUUUAACGAAAAAUUUGUCGGAUUUUUUAAAAAAUGCAACUCGCUGUAGUUUUCUCUCGAUAACAAUCGAAACGUAGUUCAUAAAUUUUCAUCGUUUAACGAUUUCGGAAAAUCGUGUUAAACGAUCAAGCGAAUAUUAGUCAAAUACAAAAUUCCAACGAUCUUACCGCACGAAAAGCGUUUAAAUCUCGAUUGAAGUGCUUCAUUUCUACGUACUUAAUAAUUCACUUAUUUUAAUAUUCGACGUGCCAGUCGAUGUAGCUUUACAUUUAAAAACAAGAGACUUCGAGGCGGAAGUUGCGAGUUGUGCGUCGGUCGACGAGAGCUCGUGUGAGUGCAUGUGUACGGAUGGAUUUUCUGACUAAUUAUUGUGUGCGAUUUUUAUCGAUAGUUACGAAACGCUUUUAUCAUUUAUUCACGUACAUUCAUACAAUUUUUGUUUAAAAGAAAGCGAUAGUGCCAAUUCCUAGCAGAACAGUUAAGGGGGUCCUGCUUUAAAAAGUCAAAAAAUCCAUUGUUUUCGGGAAUAGUUUAUGCGCAAAGUCUGAUUGCCGAAGUUUCUCAGCUUCGUACAAUACAGAGAUCGCAAUUAUUGUCUGCAACAAAAUUUUCAAAAUUUUUUUCCAUUUUCAUAUAUUUUCCUCCCACAUGAACCUAUAAAACCCGAAAAAAUUUCGAAAUUCCAUGUUUGCAGCACGUUCAAGUGAUUUUCUUCUUUAGAAGCGUUUUUUUUUUUCAAACUCGCUAAAAAUAUAGAAUAUCGCAAUUUUUUCGGCUUUUUAUAGGUUCAUGUGGACGGAAAAUAUGUGAAAAUGGAAUAAAAAUUUGGAAUUUUCGUUCCAGACGAUAAUUACGAUCCCCGCAUUGUACGCAGUUGAGAAACUUCGACAAUCAGUUUUUGAGCAUAAACCAUGUACAAAUUAGUAUUUCCCCAUUAAAUAAAUGUUUUUGUGCUCUUCAAAAACAGUCGAUUUUUUUGACCUUCUAAGAGAGGACCCCCCUUAAUUUUGAGGGAAUGAAAAAUUGGAUUUCUCUUCGUCGUUAAUUAACACGAUCACUCGGCAUCCGAUAAAUCCUCGAUGCCGAAAUCAUGAAAUCAUUUACUUUCGUAAAUGUACGCCAGAUCUCCUGCUAGCACUAGAAAGAACAAAACUCAUGCUGUCAAUUAUUUCGUUCAUGCGCAGAGGAAAAAAUCGAUUCUCUGCAAAAAGCCACAAUUUUAUCGUCAAUUAAUAGACGGCCUUGGUACCACCCACCCACGCAUUUCGUGAAUGUAAACAUUGAGAGGUUACGACUUAACGAAAAGUAUAAAUUUUCAAACGCCAGGCAAACAGACGAGAAUUCUAAAACGACUGAGAUUCGCUAUUUUUUCAAAAAAUUACAAUUUACCCGGUCAAAUAGACAAUUCGAGGACGAAUUAUCGUUAAAUUAUUUUGUAUGGAGUCGAUUACACUUUGGAGAGAAAAUUUUGAAGUUAUUUGAUCUUUGUCCUUCCCGAGACUCUUGCGAUGAGCCAUUUUUUCAUUAAUUUACCUACGAAAAUAUUAUUUGUCUCGUUUUUCGAAAAUUAUGAAUUUUAUCGUUACCACGAAAUUGGAGAACUGUCUAAAAAAUGAAAAAUUUUCGUUGUGGAGAUGAAAAUAGUUAUAAUUGAGAAUAUUUAGAAUCGAGAAAAAAAGUAGCUGAUAAUAGUCGUGCGAUUAAUGGAAUUCGAGUGUCUUUUUACGCUCGUUUGGCAAUCGAUAUCUUUUCGAACGAUGUUCAACCGACCCUAUUUCUCCGGGGCGUCCUCAUAAAAAUAUAUGUCUUGAAAUAGAAUGAAAAUGAAGUAAAAAGACGAGGACGUUAUAGUCGGUCAAAUUCCUCUCACGUUUGGACCCGAAGAAAGAGAAAUGUGUGAGGUUUAGAUUUUUUGCUCUGUUUUUACGGAGGCAAACGUCACCGGGAGUCUAGCAAUGGGACGAGGGCCGAGCACGUUUUUUUCCUUCAUUGAUAAAGAUCAUUUUUUAUCGAACGUUUCUCGCUGGAUUCUUCGGUCAUUUACGAAAAUAAAAAAGGAGCGAGAAAAAAGGCCCUUAAUGGACGGAUAAUGGUUGAGAAGUAACGGGUCUCCCGAUGAUCGAUUAACCCAAAAAUAUAUAUCGCUUUUUUCAAGUCCACGUCCUGCAUAACCGAUUCGAGGAAUUUGACCUUGAUUCUUGUUUGUUUUUGCUACGCGCACGAGAACGAAAAUCAACGGUAUUUGGAGGGACAGUGACAAAUAUUUUUUGGGCACAAAAAUGAUUGAGGAUAUUGGUGGUUUCAUAGGCUUUUUGAAACACGAAUGGGGCUCUGAAAAUUUUUAAUCAAUUAACACAGCAGGGUCUGAAAGAAUCAACUAAAAGUGAGAGAUCUCAAUGUUUGCAAAAAUAAUUGUAUUUCCUUCGAGUCGAAAAAUUACUCGAAUUCUACUCGAUCGAGUCGAAGUUGUAAUCGUCCCAAGAUGCCUGGGUCUCGUAGACCCAGUGCGAAAAAAAUAGGCAGCGAAAAGGCUCGAUGCUCUUGGGCUAAUGCAAAUAAAUGAAAAAAAUCAGCACGAACGAAAAUUCAUCGAUUAUUUUUCAAGGGUUCGAGUAGAUAAUUUUUCUUGGAUUUUUCUAUUAAUGAACAUCAUUCACACGUCGUUAAUUCGUUGAUUUAAUAGUCCAAUAAUUUUUUUGCUAAUUCUAAGAUCGAAUGUGAUGAAUGAUGAUGAUAAUCAUAACAGUAAUGAUAGUAAUAAUAAUAAUGUAUUAUAGCUAUUAGUGCGGUGUCCUAAGCCUGCCUUGCCGAUCAAAGUACAUUUUUCUCGUUCCUUAUAACAAUCAAUCAAAUAAUCAAGAAUCGACUCAAUUAAGAAUUUUUCGUUCUAUAAUAGAUAAGAUAAAAUGUUUUUGAGAUCAAUGCACUCUGGCCGCAGGGCAGAAACGUGAAAUGGUGCCUGUAAAUAAAACACUUGAUAUUCUAA
Molecule: messenger RNA, 4978 nt
Organism: Venturia canescens
Lineage: Eukaryota; Metazoa; Arthropoda; Insecta; Hymenoptera; Ichneumonidae
Exons: 4
Coding region: 410-1723 (437 amino acids)
Cellular component (GO): chitin-based extracellular matrix
Molecular function (GO): structural constituent of chitin-based larval cuticle
Source: RefSeq, a predicted model, not a curated record